CAAAAAGAAAACAUUACAACGGUCUACUACUUGUUUCAGACAUCCAAGUUUUGCUUUUCCCUCCUCCCACGAAGUUUCCUCGCAACAACCAAUUCCAACCGUCACCUAUGACUCUGGUUUUCUGUCAUAAUAGUAAUAAUCCCCGUGAAGUAAUAUUUAUAAAUGUCUUCGUUUUGUAAAACUUCAUUUAAAACAAAUCAGCGAAUGGAAGCACCUCAGGGAGGGAAGAACAUAGGGAAUAAUAGGGAGGUUCGAUACAGGGGUAUUCGGCGGAGACCGUGGGGAAAGUUUGCCGCGGAGAUUCGUGAUCCGACGAGGAACGGAGCGCGGUUGUGGCUUGGGACAUUCAAGAAUGCUGAAGAGGCUGCAAGGGCCUAUGACAGGGCUGCUUAUGCUUUCCGGGGUCACUCGGCUAUUCUCAACUUCCCAAACGAGUACCAAUAUCAGAAUCCGACAUUGCCUCCGCCGUCUUCGGCUUUGUCUACCCGAGGGCGUGGAACUGAAGUUAUUGAAUUUGAGUACCUGGACAACAAGUUGUUGGAGGAUCUUCUUGAAACGCAUGAAGAUAGGCAGCGCUUAUAG
This is a messenger RNA of Hibiscus syriacus, 582 nucleotides long. Its product is annotated as ethylene-responsive transcription factor ERF098-like. Gene Ontology annotation, biological process: ethylene-activated signaling pathway; regulation of DNA-templated transcription. The coding region runs from base 163 to 582 and encodes 139 amino acids. Gene Ontology annotation, molecular function: DNA-binding transcription factor activity; DNA binding. The transcript has a single exon. The record is from RefSeq and is a predicted model, not a curated record. Lineage: Eukaryota; Viridiplantae; Streptophyta; Magnoliopsida; Malvales; Malvaceae.